Aspergillus oryzae RIB40 is the source of this 324-nucleotide messenger RNA. RefSeq lists its product as uncharacterized. NCBI's taxonomy places the organism in Eukaryota, Fungi, Ascomycota, Eurotiomycetes, Eurotiales, Aspergillaceae. The transcript has 3 exons. The record is from RefSeq and is a predicted model, not a curated record. Bases 1 to 324 code for a protein of 107 amino acids.
AUGCUGGGGAUUACGUUGAUGUUACAUUCCACAUCUGCCAGUAUGCCCGAUGGCCGUGUCACUCACAUGGCAAUUUUGAAGAAGUCUAACGGCUCGUGUGUGCGCGUGUGUGCGUGUCUGUGUUGGGAUCAACAUUUCCCAUCUGCCUUGGGCAUGCCCGGGCCUACGUGUACUUGCAGCACUGACCUGGGGAAUUCGGUCUCAAAACCAGGGAGUGAGACUCAAGAAGGCACAUUUUCUCCCCUAGCAUCUGGUACAAUCUGUGGUGUUUUCGCCGUUCAUCAUGUUUUUAUUGUUUCAUUGACUGGCUGGGAAGAACCGUAA